Molecule: messenger RNA, 1893 nt
Organism: Salvia miltiorrhiza (redroot sage)
Lineage: Eukaryota; Viridiplantae; Streptophyta; Magnoliopsida; Lamiales; Lamiaceae
Product: E3 ubiquitin-protein ligase RGLG2-like
Exons: 12
Coding region: 165-1550 (461 amino acids)
Source: RefSeq, a predicted model, not a curated record
AAAAGUUACAUGCCUUUUUAUUUCAAAAAGAUUAUUGAAAAUCUGCAAGCAGAUAUUCAGUGUCGCACGAUAUGUUUCCUGCUUCAAUGAAUAUAUAUCCAGAUAAUUUCUUCCAGCCAAAGGAAUCUUAAACGGUGCAGUUGAUUUCACGGUAUAUUGUUUUGAUGGGGAACAAGAGCUCUAGUCCUAGGAAUGGCGGGAGUUGGAGGCAAUCUUCAAUGGCUCCUCAAUCAAGUUAUGCAGAUGGACAGCGGCACGAUUAUGGUCAACCAUCUGUUUCUCAAUACUCUCAAAAUUAUCCUGUGCAGCAUCCUUCUCCUGCAGGAUAUCAUCAUAGCUACGCUCCUCAAGAUUACGCUGCUCAAAAUGAGGCGGCCGUCCCUCCCCGAAACAGUGGGGCUCCAUCUCAGUUACGUCCCCAGAAGAUGCUUGAUAGGAGGUAUUCCAGGAUUGCAGACAAUUAUAACUCGUUGGAGGAGGUCACUGAAGCUCUAGCACAUGCUGGUCUUGAGUCUUCCAACCUUAUUGUUGGAAUAGAUUUCACUAAGAGCAAUGAGUGGACAGGCAGGAGGUCAUAUAAUGGUCGAAGCUUACAUCAUAUUGAUGGCGGUCUGAAUCCAUAUGAGCAAGCAAUAUCAAUUAUUGGGAAAACAUUGGUGACUUUUGAUGAUGAUAACUUGAUUCCGUGUUUUGGAUUUGGAGAUGCAUCAACUCAUGAUCAGGAUGUAUUUAGUUUCCAUCCUGAUGGAAGAUUCUGCAACGGAUUUGAGGAAGUCUUGAGCUUAUAUAGACAAAUCGUUCCUAAUUUGAGACUUGCAGGCCCGACGUCUUUUGCGCCAAUAAUUGAAAUGGCUACAACUAUUGUUGAGGAGAGUGGAGGCCAGUAUCAUGUUCUGCUGAUCAUCGCAGAUGGACAGGUUACCAGAAGCGUUGAUACUCAAAAUGGCCGUUUAAGUCCACAAGAACGACAAACUGUUGAAGCAAUUGUUACAGCUAGCAAGUUUCCUUUAUCUAUUAUUUUGGUUGGAGUUGGAGAUGGCCCCUGGGACAUGAUGAGGGAAUUCGAUGACAACAUUCCUGCACGGGAUUUCGAUAAUUUCCAGUUUGUCAAUUUCACAGAAAUUAUGUCAAAAAAUGCACACCAGUCCCGGAAAGAGACAGAAUUCGCUCUUUCAGCACUGAUGGAAGUUCCAACGCAAUAUAAAGCAACAAUGGAGCUUAGUUUAUUAGGCCGAAUGAAUGGAAAUGCCCCCCAACGGCUUGCUCUUGCUCCUCCUGUCUAUGGUGCUGCUUUUGGUUCGGUCUCAAAGCCCUCAAAGGCAAAAGAUUUUCAACAUAGCUCAAGUUCAUACUACCCGCACAAUGCUGCUGCAGAUACAUCUCCUCCUCCGACCUCUGUUUAUGAAAACCAGAUAUGUCCAAUCUGCCUUUCUAACCCAAAAGACAUGGCCUUUGGUUGUGGUCAUCAGACAUGUCGUGAUUGUGGUCAACACCUUCAACUAUGCCCUAUCUGCCGCAGUACAAUUCAGACCAGAAUCAAGCUCUACUGAAGUUUGCUUUGCUCGAUUGCUUGUAUAUCGACUUCAAAGCAUCGAAUUUCUUCAGUUCUUGAUGCAUAAAAGGUGGAUUGCUUGGUAGCUAGCUAGGUUGUGUAUAGAAUGAAGCGUUGUGUUAUUGUGCAUAAAUUGUGGUGGCCAUAUCUUUAUUCUUUUGCCUGAUAUCAUUUAAGAGAUUGGUGAGAUCUAGAUUGAACAUAGCCUCGGUUAGGAGUUCAUUUACCUUGAUUUUUUUAUUUUUGGAAUUUUGAGUUUUCUCUUGAUACAAGCGUUUGUUCUUGGAAAUUCUUUGAAAAUUUUGAGUUGUAAUGAUGAAAAUAAGAUGUUAUUUUUUGGA